Messenger RNA from Stomoxys calcitrans (stable fly), 1045 nucleotides. RefSeq names its product dynein axonemal light chain 1 (gene ODA-Dnal1). The record is from RefSeq and is a predicted model, not a curated record. The coding region runs from base 413 to 979 and encodes 188 amino acids. Gene Ontology annotation, molecular function: protein kinase binding. The transcript is spliced from 4 exons. Gene Ontology annotation, cellular component: cytoplasm. Lineage: Eukaryota; Metazoa; Arthropoda; Insecta; Diptera; Muscidae.
UUAAGAAACUUCAGAUAAUGGUUUAAGGCUAAUAAAGUUCGCCGCAGCAAAGAAUAUGAUAGUUAGCAGCACCAGAUACCAACAUCAAAGGAUUCACACGGUCACAUGGCUGUCACCCCAUGAAAACAUGAAAAACCAAAUAAAUCAUGCUGUAAACGACAGUAGGCAUUUUACGUGUGAAACGAACGAUUGAACGAUUGAUGUAGCAAAGGUUCGCACUCAUUUAAGCUAGUCGAAAAAAGUAUGCAGUGUCAGGCAUGCAAACUGGAAAUUGAAAAGCUACCGACUAUGGCAACGUUAUACUCCCAUCAACUCACCCAACUGUUUAAUGAAAGCACUCCUUGUCACCAUGCUGAGAAAUCCGUACUGGGGUACCUCCCAGCAACAAUAAGCACGCUGAAACUACAACGUAAUGUCCAAGGCGACUACCAUUAAGGAAGCCCUCAAACGCUGGGAGGACCGUGAACACCAGAAUGCAACUCAGGCUACCGUAAUCGAGUUGCAAUUCCAAUGGCCACCCAUUGAGAAAAUGGACGCUACUUUGGGAACUUUGGUAAAUUGCGAACGUCUAAGUCUUUCCACAAACAUGAUUGAGAAAAUAUUUGGCUUAAAUGGCAUGAAAUGCCUACGGGUGCUGUCUUUAUCUAGAAAUUACAUCAAAGCAAUAUCGGGCUUGGAAGCUGUGGCCGAUACCCUUGAAGAACUUUGGCUCAGCUAUAAUCUCAUUGAGAAAAUUAAGGGUUUAUCGCCUUUGAAAAAACUUAAAGUUUUAUACCUCAGCAACAAUCUCAUCAAGGACUGGGCCGAAUUUAAUCGUUUUCAAGAGCUGGAAGCUUUAGAAGAUUUGGUGGUGGUUGGCAAUCCCAUAUCUGAGGGCAUGGAUGAACCAACCUGGAGGGCUGAAUGUAUCAAACGUUUGCCAACCAUUAAGAAAUUAGACGGCGAGCCGGUGGUAUUGAAUGAGGAGCCAACCUUGUAAUCUAUGAAUACUAAAUAAUAAUUAAAGACGUAUAAAUGAAUAAAAAAUGCCUAUUGUUAUGAAUAA